Platichthys flesus (European flounder) is the source of this 1158-nucleotide messenger RNA. RefSeq names its product visual system homeobox 1 homolog, chx10-like (gene vsx1). Gene Ontology annotation, biological process: regulation of DNA-templated transcription. Bases 10 to 1104 code for a protein of 364 amino acids. Gene Ontology annotation, molecular function: transcription cis-regulatory region binding; DNA-binding transcription factor activity, RNA polymerase II-specific. The record is from RefSeq and is a predicted model, not a curated record. Gene Ontology annotation, cellular component: nucleus. NCBI's taxonomy places the organism in Eukaryota, Metazoa, Chordata, Actinopteri, Pleuronectiformes, Pleuronectidae. The transcript has 5 exons.
CCUGUCACCAUGACGACCCGGGACGAGGUCGGACAAGAGAAGCCCAAAGUGAAGAUGCUGUCUCCGGGCUUCGGGAUCGACAAGUCCCGCCUGCACGGCCCCGGGUUCCGGUCGAAAGGCUUCGCCAUCACCGACCUCCUGGGCCUGGAGUCGGACCUGCAGGCCCGGCAGCUGCCCGGUGGAGCCCCGGGCUCCGGCCUGUCGGCGCUGGGCUCCGGGCCCGGGCCAGAGCCGCACGGAGCCGGCGGCGGCCUCGGAGGCUUCUCGUUCCCGGGAGGAUCUCUGCCGCUCGGCCUCGGCUUCCUGUGCAGCCUGGCGGCGCAGCAGCCCCCCGGGGCUCCGUGCUUCCUGCCCGGCCACCUGCCGCUGCUGCAGGCCCGGACCGAGAGCCACUACAUGCACAGCCUGGAGGCCCAGAGGGACAACUACUCCGAUGAAGAGUGUCUCUCAGACAGAAACGACCCCAAGUCUUCAGGAAACUCUCAGAAGAGGAAGAAGAGGAGACACCGGACGGUGUUCACCUCCCACCAGCUGGAGGAGCUGGAGAAGGCUUUUCACGAGGCUCACUAUCCAGAUGUUUACGCCCGAGAGAUGCUCGCCAUGAAGACUGAGCUGCCCGAGGACAGGAUACAGGUCUGGUUUCAGAACCGUCGGGCAAAGUGGCGGAAGCGUGAGAAGUGUUGGGGUCGCAGCAGCGUCAUGGCGGAGUACGGCCUCUACGGGGCGAUGGUGAGACAUUCCAUCCCGCUGCCCGAGUCCAUCCUCAACUCCGCGAAGAACGGCAUGAUGGGAUCCUGCGCCCCCUGGCUGCUCGGUGAGCCGCAUGCACGAAUGCACAAGAAAUCUUUAGAAAUGUCCAAAAAAUGUUCCAGUCCUCCAGCGUCUGAAUCCACUCGCUCCGACUCCUUCAGCUCGGCGGAGCGGCGGGGCAGCGAGGUCCGGGAGGUGGAGCAGGGGGAGGAGCUGUUGGAGGAAGAGGAGGAGCUGGAGGAGGAAGUGGCAAUCGACCUGUCCAGCUCCUCCAAACAACAUCAUGAGGACGGAGGGAGGAGCGUCCCCUCGCCACGGCGACAGAGCGGCGGCGAGUCGGACGAUCACAGCUGAAGGCCAAUCGGACAUCUCUGUUUUUGAGACACAGGGAUUUGAUUGGCUCGUGGA